Molecule: messenger RNA, 3393 nt
Organism: Mustela erminea (ermine)
Lineage: Eukaryota; Metazoa; Chordata; Mammalia; Carnivora; Mustelidae
Gene: PLEKHN1
Product: pleckstrin homology domain containing N1
Exons: 14
Coding region: 864-2837 (657 amino acids)
Biological process (GO): 3'-UTR-mediated mRNA destabilization; response to hypoxia; positive regulation of apoptotic process
Cellular component (GO): mitochondrial membrane; cytoskeleton
Molecular function (GO): cardiolipin binding; phosphatidylinositol phosphate binding; phosphatidylserine binding
Source: RefSeq, a predicted model, not a curated record
GCAAGGAAGCUGGCCGGCCUGCUCGGCACCGAGGCGGGUCCUGACCUGGACACCACCGCUGACAAGAUCUUCUACUACAUCCCUGGGCCGGACUGGCCAAGUGUUUGUGCCCCGACACUCCUCCCCUCAGCAGACAAGCAGGGAACCCCCAGCACAUCUCGGGCCUGGCCUACUUCUAGGGAUACAGCAGUGGGCAAAACAGACAAAGACCCUCUUCUCUUGGUGUUCCCAUCCGUAUGACAGAACCAGAAGAUAAGACAGGUGGAAGACUUGGUAAGCCCAGAUGCGGCUGGUGUUGAGAACAGUAAAGGAAGAAAGGUGUGCAGCGGGGUCGGGGAAGGCUACAGUGCGGGGUUACCAGACGGGACCUCAUGGGGAAGGGACAUCUGAGCCAAGCCCUAAUGGGUGGGGGGUUCGCGAGUGUUCGCGUCAGCCUGUGCCUGAUGUGGGAGAAGAAGACAAACGGAGGAGGCAGAUCAAAGAGGACCCGUGCGCCAGCGCCGGGACCUCGGCCUUCUCGGUGGCUGAAGUCCCCGUCCCGCUGCAGUGCGCGGCCGCCGUCAGCACACACGCGCAAGGGCUGGUGGGACGCAUCUCUUCCCAGCUGCCUGUUAACUGAUGCUGCUGCUUGCAGUGGCCGUGGUGAGAGUGUUUGCGCAGAACCCUCGCCCGAGCCAGGUAGUAAACACUCGGAGAGCCGACCCUGGAGGCCCAGAGGCGGUUUGCGCAUCGGCUCCCUCAGACACGACCAGUCUGGGGAGGCCGAAUAAUCAAGACGAAGGUGCACAGGUUAGGAAAUAUCAGAAAUCAGGGUCGAAUGUCCACAGAGCACAGACCUCACGGUCUCUCCACCAGACCACGUGAUGUCACGCGUGUUUGUUGCCCCUAGUUCCAUACUAAGAGGCCGUGAGCGUGCGUCGGGCUUCCGUACCUGUGAGUGGUGGUGUGUGUGUGUUGCUCACCUUGGCAUCAUGUACCCGCGGGCGUGGGCAUGGGUGGGGCAGCUGGCCGCAGGUCAGGCCCCCUCCCGUGAGCUCUGCUCCCCACAGGACCUCCGGGGCCUGGAGAGCCAGCCCGAAAACCUAGAGCAGCCGUUCCUGAGUGUGUUCAAGAAGGGGCGGCGGAGGGUGCCUGUGAGGGAUCUAGGCAAGGUUGUGCACUACGCCAAGGUCCAGCUACGAUUCCAACACAGCCAGGACAUCAGCGACUGCUAUCUGGAACUGUUCCACUCCUACCUCUACUUCCAGGCCCAUGGUUCCAAAGGACUCACCUUCCAGGUGAGGGGAAGUAGGCAAAGGGGAAGGCCAGGGGUCGAGGGAGAGAGCAGCCUCUUGGGAGGUGGGUACCCAUGUCCACCGGGGUCCCCGAGCCCUCCCUCCCUCCAUGUGCUCUGGCAGGGGCUGUUGCCACUGAUGGAACUGAGCGUCUGCCCGCUUGAGGGGUCCAGAGAGCAUGCCUUCCAGAUCACAGGCCCGCUGCCUGCUCCUCUUCAUGUGCUCUGCCCCAGCCAGGCCGAGCUGGGCCACUGGCUGUACCACCUGGAAAAGCAGAUAGCCCUUGUGCGAGGGCCACAGCUCUGCCACUCGGCGCCCCUGCAGGGCCCCCCCGAGGGUGAGCUGCCCUGGACUCUGCAGCGCAGGCUGAUCCGGCUCCGGGCAGCAUCUGGACAUCGGACGGCGGGCAGCGCCGUCUGCGCCUCGAGGGUCAAGCUGCAGCAUCUGCCCUCGCAGGAGCAACAGGACCGGCUCCUGGUCCUGUACCCGUCAUCCCUGGCUAUCUUCUCCGAAGAGGCAGAGGGGCUUUGCUUUAAGGGGGAGCUGCCCCUCAGUACCAUCCAUGUCAACCUGGAGGAGAAGGAGAAGCAGAUCCGCUCUUUCCUGAUCGAAGGCCCGCUCAUCAACACCAUUCGUGUGCUGUGUGCCAGCUAUGAGGACUACAGCCACUGGCUGCUCUGUCUACAGACCGUCUCGCCCCGGGCUGGAGGCGCCCCGCCGGCUGGCCUCCCGGGGCUGUGGGGGUCCACACAGGUCAUGGGUGGCGGCCGAGGCUCCCUCUCCUCGGACGGACGAACCAGCUGGGACUCGGGGUGCCCCGCGCCCCCCUCCACCCACACCAGCCACUCUCUCCCUGAGUCGUCAGUGCCGCCCACCACAGGCUGCCCUGCCCAGCCUGUGCCUGACCAGGCCGACCCUGGCCGCACCAGCACCCGCAGGCAGAGGGCCGAGCUGAGACGGAGCAGCAGCAGUCGGUCACCCAGGAGUGAGGCCCGGACCGAGGAGCCCAGCCUGGCCACCUCGCUGUACUUGGACCUGACCAAGCUGAGCAGGCAGAGCCUCGAGGACAACCCUGAGGCCCCAGACCACUCUCUGAAGACCCCACACUCCCCACUCUAUGCCGACCCCUACACACCACCUGCUACCUCCUACCACAAGAUCACGGACGUCCAGGGCCUGGAUGAGUUCCUCAGCGCAGCGCAGAGCUCACUUGGACCUGAGUCCUCGAGCCCGUUCCCCUCGGUCCCUGUGUCUGUGCCUGUCUCGGGCCCCAGCUCUGGACUCUCCGGUCCCCACUUGCUCUCCAAGAGGGGAGCCCUGCAGCCCAGAGCCUCUCAGCGGCACCGAGGCGGCUCCGUCAAGGGCCAGGGGCCACUCCCUCCAGACUCCCCACAGCAUGCUGCCCCUGUGCAGGAAGUCUCGCCGGACCCCCUGCCACCUCCCUCAGGUGGCCACCCCCCCAAGAGCUACGGCAACUUCGGGGACAACGCUUCCUCUCCCUCCCACAAGCGGUGGCCCCGAGGAGGACCUGAGCCUGGUGGGGGGCUCGUCCAGUGGAUCUGAUGGCUUCUGGGUGGCUGGUUCUCAGGACCACCUGCCAGCGUGGGCUCUGCCGUAGGGACUGCAGCACAGCCUGGGCCAUUCUUUGUAGGGCCACAGGCUGACCGGCAUCCAGGCCCCGAACCCCACCCAGUGCUGAGUCCGUGUCUCAUCCCAGCAGGCUGAAGAGAGCUCCCAACCUUCCCCGGGCUCUGGAGGGGCCGGGAGGGGGGCCGGCCGGGAGGGGGGCCGCAUCCUGAAGAUGGCCUGGCGACGUGGCUGGACCCCAGAUCAGAGCAGGCCUCACAGGGGACCCGGCAGCAGCCCUUCCUCCAGGGAAGCAAUGAGAGAGGCCACUUGGCGCAGGCUUUACCUGCCAGUGGGGGGAGAGGGCUGAGAACGUCAGGUUAGUGCGGGUCAGAGCACGUGAGGUCAGAGGGCGUGACGGUAGGAGGUCAGCAAAGUCCGAGACACAACGAGCAGAGGUAGAGGGCAUUCUGGGCGGGUGUCAGUGGGCUGGGGCAGGUCAGGAGAAACGGACAAGAGACUAAAUAAGAAAGAAAGAGAAGGUUUUAUUUGU